Molecule: messenger RNA, 1852 nt
Organism: Aspergillus sclerotioniger CBS 115572
Lineage: Eukaryota; Fungi; Ascomycota; Eurotiomycetes; Eurotiales; Aspergillaceae
Product: C1 family peptidase
Exons: 4
Coding region: 52-1548 (498 amino acids)
Biological process (GO): proteolysis; response to toxic substance; L-homocysteine catabolic process
Cellular component (GO): cytoplasm
Molecular function (GO): cysteine-type aminopeptidase activity
Source: RefSeq, a predicted model, not a curated record
CAUCCCACGGAUUCCCCCAUCCUGACUUUGCUCACCAACGCUACUUUCAUCAUGGGAGCCAACUAUUCCAAACCAGAGCCCAUUCGGGAUGAGAAGACUUACCCUAGGAGGGUGAUCGAAGAUGGAGUUUCUCAUGCUUCGCAGGUCUACAUUGAGUUGAAGCAAUCUCCACCACAAUAUGAGGAGCGAGAACGCGCCCCCUCUCUCACACUUCAGCGCAUAGAAGACUGGAAUGAGACGUUGCUGGGCGAUGCCAAAAACCGGCUCGCCAUCUCCAGCCUCGCCACUCAACCCUACACCAAUGUCCUAGCAAACCACUCUGCUCUCCAAUUCGAUCGCCACAUCUUCAACCUCAAGGUGCCCGUUGAAGGAUCACCGAUCACGAAUCAACGCUCCUCCGGCCGUUGCUGGCUGUUCGCCUCGACCAACAUCUUCCGCGUUCCCUUGAUCAAGACAUACAACUUGAAGGAUUUUGAGCUAAGCCAGGCUUACCUCUUCUACUGGGACAAGCUGGAAAAGUCAAACUGGUUCUUCGAGCAGAUCAUCUCCACCGCUGACGAAGACCUCUCCGGUCGGCUGGUGCAAAAGCUCUUCCAAGACCCCGUCACUGAUGGCGGACAGUGGGACAUGGUCGCCAACCUGGUCGACAAGUAUGGUCUCGUGCCGCACGAUGUGUAUCCGGAUGCCUACCAUGCGCAGAACAGCUCCAAGAUGAACUGGUUGCUGACAGCCAAGUUGCGCGAGCAGGCCCUCGUGCUUCGUCGGUUGGUGCGUGGCGGUGGUGCUGGUUUGGCUGAGACUAAGGAACGGUUUCUUCGUGAAAUCCAUGGUCUAGUCACGCUGCUCCUGGGCCCGCCCCCUAGCCCGGACAAAGAGUUUGUGUGGCAGUAUUACGAUGCGGAUGGAAAAUCCAAGGAGAUUCAACUCACUCCGCGUGAGUUUGCUCGACAAGCGACGACUUCGACAGCUGCUCGCAAGGCUACCGUUACCCCCUCUCGCAUGUUCAGUCUGGUCAACGAUCCCCGGAAUGAGUAUAACCGGUUGUUGACGGUGGACCGGUUGGGUAAUAUCCUGGAAGGGCGGCCGCUGACAUACGUCAACGUGGAGAUGAAGACCCUCAAGAAUGCAGUCAUCGCCAUGCUCAAAGCCGGACACCCCGUUUUCUUCGGAUGUGACGUGGGUAAAUUCUCCGAUUCCGUUGGGGGAACCAUGGAUCUCGACAUCGUGGAUCUUACCCUCGGGUUCAACAUCUCGCUGGGAAUGAGCAAGGCCGAGAGGCUGGCGAGUGGGGAGUCAUCGAUGACACACGCCAUGGUCAUUACCGGCGUCCAUAUCGAAGGCGACAAGCCGGUGCGCUGGCGCGUGGAGAACUCCUGGGGUGAGGGUGCUGGAGAUAAGGGCUGGUUUGUGAUGACCGACCGGUGGAUGGACGAAUAUACCUUCCAGGCUGUGGUGGACUCUGAUUUUGUCUCGAGUGAGAUACGGGCCAUUUUGGACCAGAGUCCAAAGGUAUUGCCUCGAUGGGAUCCGAUGGGAGUGCUUGCUUAGCGGGAAGAACUAAUAUGAAACGAAUCAAUGUCAAUGUGUUUGCAUUUGAACGGCCGUAGUGGGCCUGAAUUGUAUGGCAGCAACUCUUUCCGUUGCGCCCGCGUCCUGUCUUGCAUGCAAGUUUCAGGGGGGGAGAAAUACCACCUUCGUGCUCGAUGUAGUGGAUACUAGAUGAUGUGAAUUCAAACCGCCACGGAUUCAUGCAGGAAGAUCCAACGUAUGAGCUUAGGAUGAUGUGACGGAAUUAAAGCAUCGAGAUCCUACCUUACUCAUCGCGAAGAUAUAGUUAUAGUAUAAGACCACA